Messenger RNA from Austrofundulus limnaeus, 4482 nucleotides. RefSeq lists its product as uncharacterized. The transcript has 13 exons. Gene Ontology annotation, molecular function: acrosin binding; structural constituent of egg coat. Bases 151 to 3552 code for a protein of 1133 amino acids. The record is from RefSeq and is a predicted model, not a curated record. Gene Ontology annotation, biological process: prevention of polyspermy; binding of sperm to zona pellucida. Lineage: Eukaryota; Metazoa; Chordata; Actinopteri; Cyprinodontiformes; Rivulidae. Gene Ontology annotation, cellular component: egg coat.
AGCUGCGCAAUAGCCUGUCACCUACUGCGCAUGCGCGGCUAAUUAGGGCCAAUUAGUGAACAGGUGUGCUGGCAGGAAGUCUACAAAAAUACCAGCUUACAGUCAUUCGGUCCCAGUGUUUUGGUGAAAAGAGGAAGACUCGUGUUGGCGAUGCAUUUGAAACAAAAAGCGUACAGCUUCGGCCUUAUUUCCACCAUCAUCACAAUAACGUUAUAUUUUUCAGCAGGGGGGUGUGAGCCGACAGCUGCCUCCGUCCACCCAGCCUCUCCCUCGGUUCUCUAUGAUGCCGGGAGCAGCUUUGUGACGACGGAGAUCCACAUUCAGCCCCCCGUCAGCCCGGCCAGGCGGUUACACCYCGGCUCAAAGCCCGGAGACAAAACGUCCGGUAAUCUUCUUCUCCAGACUGAAACCUUCAAAAACAUGGUGGAGCUGAAGAGAGACGCCCCCGAACCGAGACUCAAACCCAGAAUGSUGUCUUCAAGGAAAACGAGCUCAAAAGCUCGCUUCAAACGAAGACAAACCGAGAGAAAGAGGCCGUUUACCUCUCAAGGCCUCCUGAACGGAACCUGCAGUCUGGGCCACAUUGAACACACAGUUCCCGGCAAGUUUUAUAUCAAUGGUCAGUUUGGACCGAACCUCAAAAAUCUAGGCUACGAUUUGGAUUCUGAUGGUCCAGUCCAGGGCCAGGGAAACCAGGUGAGGAGCAGAGGUCAGCAGUCCAGCGGCUCACAUGAGAGCUGGCAGAGAUUAGAGCCCACAGUGGAGUGUGGAGAAAACGCCAUGAUCCUCACCGUCAGGAGGAAACGGGCAACGCAGCUGGUGCUGGAUCAAGUGAACGGGUCAUCGUUGCUGUUCCAGCUCCCUCCUCGCUGUGGUUACUUUAUUCAAAUUACUCCAAAAGACUUCAGUCUGAAGGCUCAGUACGAUGCCUGCCACGUCACUCAGGAGGACGGCAGCCAUGUUUUGCCUCUGCUGUGGAGGGGGAUUCCUGUCAAGGUGUCCUGUCCAGUCUCUAAGAACAAGCGUCCAGGUGAGGGGCCAUUAUUCCUCUGCUGCUCCUCUCUGGGUAUGGCUCUCAAACUACGAGGACCCUCUGCUGACAAGGAGCCUCAUGUAAAUGUGAGAGGAGAAUGGACUCCUUUAUCACUGUUGGCCAAUCAGUGCGGCUACACUGUAAAAAAACGAGAUGAAGACAUUUUAAUCUUUGUUCCGUUUGACACCUGUGGUGUCACAGCGAAGGAUGGAAAUAGCAUACUUUCACUUAAACUAAGAAAGGAAACCUUUAUAUUGACUUGUCCUAUCCAACCCCUUGAAAAACUUCCAGUUACCCAUCAGCCUCUCACAGACAACCCUAGUUUUGCCAAGAGAGUUGCAGAUCCCAAGCUAAAAUCUGUAGGACCUUUACUGUGGAUCCCACCAUUUUACCUGGCCCCACCUAACUAUCCUCACCCUACGUAUCCUCAGCCCAAAGGGCAUGAUUCUUAUAACCCUUUUGCACCUAUGGCUCCUGGCGUUGCUUUUAGUCCACAGCCAAAAAACCAGGACUAUUACUACGAUCAAAUUCCUCCUCAGGAGACCUUGAAACCCUACAGAACCCACAGGCCUCUUUCAUCUAAAGAUCAAACAAAGAACUCUGGCCGAGUUUAUAAAAAUAAACAAAAUCGUAAAGCUUCUGAUUCAAACGUCUUGGGGAACAGUGCAGCUACCACAGGUUUUCAGGUUGAUUUUCAGCAACCUCCAGGUCACGAYUUCAGUCCACAUUACCACUACUACCAUCUCCCCAAAAUCCCUCUUCCUGGAACUCCUCAGGAUCCAGGUGCAUCUGAAAGAUUAACAUCCUCGACUAGUUCUCAAAACCACCAGCUUUCUUCAUUGCCCCCCAAUGUCAGUCAGUUUAAAGAUGCUUCAAACAAGAUGUCUCCAUUAAUCAUCCCUUCUCCCCACAUUUUCCCAACACGUUCCAAAGUGUCAUCACUUUCUGCUUCUUACCCUCUACAGCCUUUUCCUUACUAUUUCCUCUACCAGCCAGAUGUUGGGAAAAGUGAGGCUAAAAGAUUGGUUCUUUUACAUCCUCAUGUGGCUGCAAAAACAAAUCCAAAUCCCCAAAUGUAUAAUACAAAGAUGGAUAAAUCUGAUGUGUCGAAGCUACAAGACGGUAGCAGUGGGAGACUGUUUGCCCCUGUGACUCCUGUGGUUUGGUCUCCAGUACCUCAGAGUUCUUCCCACAAACCAGAUCCUCUUUCAGUUCCUUCUCUGGAAAAACCUUUUAUCCCAGCUCCAGGAUUUACCCACAACGCUGAUCCUUACAAGUACUACUAUAACAACUAUCUGACAUAUGUGCCUGAGGCUUUGCGUGAAAAACACAACCUUGGUGCUCAGAUUACGCCCCGAGCUGCAGCAUCUUCUUCAGUUAAACCGUCCAAUCGCAAUCACACUCCACGCACAGAGUCUAUGAAUGAUAUUCAGAAAAGGCUACUGCAUUACUAUUCCCUUUAUCUGCCUCAGCUGGUCAAACGCAACCAGAAGCUACAUCAUCAAGAUGGCAAAAAGACAAAGAAAGCCUCUACAAAGUUUGCAUCUCAACUUUCUCAACCCUUUGACUUCGGUGAAACCCAGCAAACUGCUUCCAGUGUCCCUUUGUCAAUGUAUGACCCCCCUCAAAGUCUUUACUCCUACUUUGUCACUCGGCAAAGUCCAUCCGAACCGUCAGAGCAACAUGGUGGAAAAAGAGUAAAAGUCAAUCUGGAUAAAGAAAUGAAAGAUGGGACAGCAGGACAGGUUUUUGACUUUGCUCUUCCUGACUCGGUGGCAGACCCCUCAGCGGUCCCUCCUGCUCUGUCCUCUGGGGACAGUAAAAGGUCCUGCAGGCUGAAAAAGCUGAUGUCUCAUCCUGACGUCUACAUUGUUCCCUUGAAUGGCUGUGGUGUCAAUAAACGCAAGAUGGUUAAUCUGUUGGAUGUCCAAGGUAUCAAGUCACACAAAGAUGACAGUUUUUACUCUCCUGGAAGGUCGAUGGUAGGAUGUGGUUCCUCCCCAGAUUUUCCAGGUAAACUGAGGUUCCACAUGAAGGAUCGACGUCGACCUUCCUCUGCGGUCUCUGUUAUUCUGAGAAUUGCAACAGACGAGUCCUUCAGCAGCUUCUACCCUAAAGCUCACCUUCCUCUCAGCCUCAUGCAGAAUAAACCKGUUUAUGUGGAGCUGAAGCUGCUGGAGCCCUCAGAGCCCAGYAUGGUGCUGCUGGUUCACUCCUGCCUGGCUUACACACCAAACCCAGAUGGCAGCUGGAUGCGUUUUUAUGACAGUUGCAGCAGCCAGGGCAUUUCGCAGCUGCUUCCUUCCUCCGACUCUGGACACAUCCGGAGGAUUAAAAUUAACAGCCUCCCCUCCCUCCCCUCCAAACGGUUCCCAUACAGGACUSAAGUUGGACACUGGAACCCGGAAGAUCCAGAGAUCCACAUUUUAUGCCUGACAGAAGUAUGCUCAACUGUUCAUAGUGACUGCAGAGUCAGGUGUGGCAAAGGUCCAAACAGUGAUGCAAAGGCAAUGAAAUAAAGAAACUUUUACACAACUGUGGYGUGUUUUUAUUAUUUUUAUGAAAACAAGCACAAGUGUACUCUUCCACUAAAUAUUUAGCUCUAAAACUAUAAAGCAGUGCAGUAGUCAUGGAUGCACAGUACAAAACAAGGCAAAAGCAGUCAAAGGCAUUCGGCUUGAACUUUUAGUUGGUCACAAACAAUUACAACAAAAACUGUUUUUUCAGACUAGUUUUAACACAGUGGACUCAGCUUACAACACUAAUUCAAAACCUUUAUUUCAAACUUAACGUUUUACWUUUUGACACAUCCUGCGCCCCUCAGCAUAACUGAAACAAAAUGGAAUGAACUUUCUACAAAGUAAAGUAGCAGGUGUGAAGGGCACGUUUUGUUCCAGGUCACAAAUUAAAAAUCUUCGCCCACAGAAGAAAACACAAAGAUUUGAAUUCUAGUAACAUGCUUCCUUUUUAUCUUUUCACAGUGAUUUUGUUAGUGACUCAGCAAGUUCUUUGUGUAUGAUAACGUAAAAAGAACAAAUGUGGCAAAACUCCAAGCACUGAAAGCUGUCUAUGCAUGCAGCAGAAGAGUAAAUAUGAUCAUGUAAAACAGGCUUGUGGAACUAAAAAAAUGCUGCUCCUGUUUGCGUCUUAUUAAUGAAACGAAAAGAUGAACAUUUUAGGCUCAUUGGAUGGCUGUGAUGUAUGUUUUUACACAAAUUGGUCGCUAACAACUUUAAUCAUCAGUUUAGGUGCAAUUUAAAACAAAAGUAAACACUGAUCUGCUGUUUGGAUUUCCAGCGAUGGUCUUUGGGGCAGAGGAGGAUGAGGAGGACAAAAGUCCUUUUUUUUCUGCUUUUUCUUAGUACACAGCUGAAUAGUAAGAGGCCAUCGCCUGAUGGACUGACUUCAGCUGCUUCAGGAGGAUAAUGGCGCAGACCAGAGCAGUAAUC